Messenger RNA from Meloidogyne enterolobii, 667 nucleotides. The record is from the annotation of a GenBank genome assembly. Lineage: Eukaryota; Metazoa; Nematoda; Chromadorea; Rhabditida; Meloidogynidae.
UAAAAUUUCUUGUACAACUUCCCAUAUUUUCUCGCAUGAUAUUUUGUCAUCUAAUUAUUGUUGAAAGAAUUUGUGCCACAGUUUUUAUAAAAUGUUAUGAAACUAAGAACGGAAGAAUAUUUACAACCUCAUGGAUUUUUUUUUGUAGGGGCUAUUUUAAUUUUUCGGAUAUUUUAUGUUAAAUAUUGAGUUAAUUCUGUCAACAUUAAACUUUAUUCAUAAUGAAGAAGAUGAAGCAAAUGAUAAUUUAUCUUCUCAAAAUGUGACAUUAUCUAGUGCAAUAAUUGCUGUAUUGCUUGCUUUAAUAGGAUUUUUUGAAAUUAUUGUACUAAAUAGAUUAAUAUCAAAUAAAUACUUAAUAAGAAAUUUUAAGUUGAUUGGAGUAAUAUGGAAGUAUAACAAGAAUAAAUUAAACGGAUUCUCAAAUACAAGUCUAUCUAUAAUUGGAGGUAAACCUGUUGUUGUAAUAAAUGUUUAUAGGAGAACAUCUGAAUAUAAGCUGAAAAAGCGUUAUCAGUAUUUGGAAAACAUGCGCAGCGCUUUUCAAUUGGCGCCAACAAUUCUUGCAUAUUUCGUUGCGAGUGUUUUGACAGCAUUUUCGCAAACAUUUUAUUCAAUUAUCUUUGAAGCAGAUGACUUUACAUGUGAAAUAAUUGUUAGUUAUUAG